AUGGCUGAGUUACUGAAGCAAACAUUUGCCAAUGCUAAGGCUGAAGGACGUAAUGCUCUGGUCACAUUUAUGACCGCUGGUUACCCCAGAGUUGAAGACACGAUUCCAAUGUUAAAAGGCUUUCAAGAUGGUGGCGUAGACGUUAUUGAGCUGGGAAUGCCUUUCUCGGACCCUAUUGCAGAUGGACCAACUAUCCAGUAUGCUAACACUGUUGCUCUUCGCAAUGGUGUAAACAUGGUGCAAACCUUGGAUAUGGUGCGUCAAGCCAGAGCUGAAGGUGUUACUGUGCCAAUCAUUCUCAUGGGAUACUACAACCCUAUCAUGAAUUUUGGAGAAGAAAAAUUCAUCGAAGAAGCCGCUAAAGCUGGAGCAAGUGGGUUUAUCAUUGUCGACUUGCCUCCAGAAGAAGCCCUAAAACUGCGUGACCUUGUAAAUUACAACGGUUUGAGCUUGAUCCCACUUGUAGCGCCAUCUACCACAGAUCAUCGCUUGGAGCUUUUGUCCGAAAUUGCCACAUCUUUCAUCUAUGUUGUGUCCAGAAUGGGAACUACUGGUGCUCAAAUUUCUGUUUCUGAAGACGUCACCGCGUUGGUCGACCACGUCAGAAAAUUCACGAAAGAUAUUCCACUUGCUGUUGGGUUCGGCGUUUCUACCAGAGAACAUUUCAAGACUGUUGGUGCAGUAUCUGAUGGUGUUGUGAUCGGCUCACAGAUCAUUAAGCUAAUCGAGGAAUGUAAGGAUAAUGAGCGUUAUGAGGUAGUCAAAACCUACGUGGAAGAAAUUUUGGGUGGCCAAAAACACGCUGUUCUAUCGACUGAAGAGUUUAAACAAUUGCAAACGAAGUCAAUUGCCGAAGGUAAAACCCGCAAAGCUGCAGUUACCAACUUCAAUGAGGAACACAAAUUUUUGGCGAACUUCGGAGAUUUUGGCGGCCAAUAUGUACCUGAAGCCUUGCACGCUUGUUUGAGAGAACUAGAACAAGGUUUCGAAAGUGCUGUUGCUGACCCCAUUUUCUGGCAACAGUUCAGAGACAUGUACUCGUACAUUGGUCGACCUUCAUCGCUACACAAGGCUGAAAGACUCUCAGAACACUGCGGGGGCGCUCAGAUCUGGUUGAAAAGAGAGGACUUGAACCAUACUGGUUCUCAUAAAAUAAACAAUGCUCUAGCGCAAGUUCUCAUUGCCAAAAGACUGGGAAAAAGUAAGAUCAUUGCCGAGACUGGUGCUGGUCAGCACGGUGUAGCCACAGCUACUGCGUGCGCCAAAUUCGGUUUGGAAUGUACCGUAUUUAUGGGUGCUGAGGAUGUUCGUCGUCAGGCUUUGAACGUCUUCCGGAUGCGUAUCCUAGGUGCCAAUGUAGUCGCUGUCACCAACGGUACCAAGACUUUGAGAGAUGCUACUUCAGAAGCAUUCCGCUUCUGGGUUUCUAACUUAAAGACAACUCAUUACGUUGUGGGUUCAGCUAUUGGCCCUCACCCAUAUCCAACCCUGGUUCGUACUUUCCAAUCGGUCAUUGGUAAUGAAACUAAAGAACAGUUCGCAAAGCUAAACGAUGGUAAACUUCCAGACGCGGUGGUUGCGUGUGUUGGUGGAGGAUCGAACUCGACUGGUAUGUUCUCACCAUUUGAGCACGACUUAUCCGUCAAGCUGUUGGGAGUUGAAGCUGGUGGAGACGGUGUUGACACCAAAUUCCAUUCUGCGACAUUGACUGCUGGUAGACCUGGUGUCUUCCACGGAGUUAAGACGUACGUUUUGCAAGACAGCGAUGGUCAGGUGCACGACACCCAUUCUGUUUCCGCUGGUCUGGACUACCCUGGUGUGGGUCCUGAAUUGGCCUCCUGGAAAGCUUCCGGCCGUGCCAGUUUCAUCGCUGCCACUGACGCUCAAGCUCUUCAAGGCUUCAAGAUACUAUCACAGCUUGAGGGUAUUAUUCCAGCCUUGGAAUCCUCGCAUGCUGUUUAUGGAGCUAUUGAACUGGCCAAGACCAUGGACAAGAGUCAACACCUCAUUAUUAACGUGUCUGGAAGAGGUGACAAAGAUGUUCAAAGCGUGGCAGAAGUGCUACCCAAGCUAGGCCCACAAAUUGGCUGGGAUUUGAGAUUCGAAGAGGAUCCAUCGAAGUCUGCUUGA
This is a messenger RNA of Lachancea lanzarotensis, 2130 nucleotides long. RefSeq names its product LALA0S01e12310g1_1 (gene TRP5). Gene Ontology annotation, molecular function: tryptophan synthase activity. Gene Ontology annotation, biological process: L-tryptophan biosynthetic process. The transcript has a single exon. Lineage: Eukaryota; Fungi; Ascomycota; Saccharomycetes; Saccharomycetales; Saccharomycetaceae. Gene Ontology annotation, cellular component: cytoplasm. The record is from RefSeq and is a predicted model, not a curated record. The coding region runs from base 1 to 2130 and encodes 709 amino acids.